Messenger RNA from Phragmites australis (common reed), 3046 nucleotides. RefSeq names its product histone-lysine N-methyltransferase EZ3. The transcript is spliced from 17 exons. Gene Ontology annotation, molecular function: histone methyltransferase activity; protein binding. Gene Ontology annotation, cellular component: PcG protein complex. NCBI's taxonomy places the organism in Eukaryota, Viridiplantae, Streptophyta, Magnoliopsida, Poales, Poaceae. The coding region runs from base 113 to 2863 and encodes 916 amino acids. Gene Ontology annotation, biological process: chromatin remodeling. The record is from RefSeq and is a predicted model, not a curated record.
CUCCAGCUGCUGCUCAAGAGCCGCGUCGACAGAACAGAACAGAACAGAGGGGCCUUGUCGCGCGAGGAGGGGGGGACGAGGUGGGGCGUCGCAAGCAGCUCGCCCCACCGCCAUGGCGUCCUUGUCGAAGGCCUCAGACUCCUCAUCCCAGCGCUCCAAGCGGCCGGAUCAGGGGAUGGGCAGGGACGCAGCUGCCGCCUCCGUCGUCGCGAUUCACAGUAAGCUAACGCAGCUGAGGCGCCAAAUCCAAUCCGGGCGCCUUGCACACAUCAAGGAGAAGGUGGAGGCGAACAGGAAGGUGCUGCAGAGGCACACCUGCGCGCUGUUCGACGUGGCCGCCGCGGCGGAGGCGGCUUCGAGGGGCACGGAGGGCGGCAACGCGCUAUCGCAGCGCGCCGCGGAGGGGCAGUCCAGGCUCGUGGGAUCAGACCUGGCCAACGGGCCGGGUGAGAGGGACGUGGUGUACGUGCAGGAGGAGAACUUGGCGGCCGGGACGCUCGUGCUCUCGAGCUCUGGCUGUGCCGCGCAGAGGACCGUCGUGCGGUUCGUGAAGCUGCCGUUGGUUGAGAGGAUCCCUCCAUACACCACGUGGAUUUUCCUGGAGCGCAGAAACCAAAGAAUGGCCGACGAUCAGUCAGUUGUUGGUAGGAGAAGAAUUUACUAUGAUCCAGUUGGAAAUGAGGCUCUGAUCUGCAGCGACAGCGACGAUGAAAUUCCUGAACCGGAGGAAGAGAAACAUCUUUUCACAGAGGGAGAAGAUCAAUUGAUAUGGAAAGCUACUCAAGAACAUGGGUUAAUCCGAGAGGUUGUAAAUGUUCUCUCCCAGUUUAUUGAUGCAACUCCAUUAGAAAUUGAGGAAAGAUUUGAAGUUCUAUUUGAGAAAAAUGAGAAGCAAUCUGGAUGUUCUGAUAAGAUACAGAGCCAACUUUCUCUUGACAAGACUAUGGAUGUUGUUUUGGAUUCUUUUGAUAAUCUCUUCUGCCGCAGAUGUUUGGUUUUUGACUGCCGUCUGCAUGGUUGCUCUCAGAAUUUAGUAUUCCCAAGUGAGAAGCAACCCUAUGGCUUUGAACUUGAUGAAAACAAGAGGCCAUGUGGUGAUCAGUGCUACCUUCGAGUAUGUUUCCUCCCGAAAUAUACUACCAUAUCCACUAACAUUUUCUUUUUUGGUAAUCCUCAAAGAAGAGAAGGAUUUCAAGAGAUGCACGAUGAUGAUCAUGAUGGUUGUGCAACAUAUACUACGGAAUCAAGAACUGCCUCACACAAAGUUGAUGUCAAUAUAUUGUCUGAAUCAGAAGAUUCAAACCGAGAGGAAGACAAGAUUAAGUCCGCUAUAUUUGUUGGAACCAGCGGAUCAAAAAUAGUUUCUUCUGCGAGUGCUGAAAAAAGCAAUACACCGCCUUCUGGGGAUACCUCUGAAACCGAAAAUGCAUCCUCUGAUUUACCCCUCAGCAUUUUAGGCAAGCACAGGAUUUCAAAGCAUGGACCCAGGUAUAGGGAUCAUUCUCCUGGUAAAAGGCAGAGGGUUUUCACUGCAGAUAUUUCUUUUGCAAGCAGUAUACUGAAUAAACAUUCCAUUCCGGAGAUUGGUGACACAAGACUAGAUUCUAGAGAAUCUGGAGGCGAUCAACUACCAAGUCUUGAUGACUCCAAUAAGAAAACUUCAAGCAAAGAUAUAUGUGGAGAAAGCACUAGUACUACUCAAAAUGUGGGAAGAGACAGUAAUAAAGUACCUUCCACAAAGACUUUCUUAGAGCACACUCUUUCUUGUUGGAGUGUCUUAGAGCGAGAUUUAUACUUGAAGGGGAUAGAGAUAUUUGGAAAGAAUAGUUGUCUCAUAGCUAGAAACCUACUAUCUGGCCUGAAGACCUGCAUGGAAGUGGCCAACUACAUGUAUAACAAUGGUGCAAUGAUGGCAAAGAGACCUCUCUUGAGUAAAUCCGUCUUGGGCGACUUUGCAGAGACUGAACAAGACUACAUGGAGCAAGACAUGGCUGCCAGAACAAGAAUCUAUCGUCGGAGGGGCCGAAAUCGAAAGCUGAAAUAUACCUGGAAGUCUGCAGGGCAUCCAACAGUUAGGAAAAGCCUUGGUGAUGGGAAGCAAUGGUACACACAAUAUACACCGUGUGGAUGCCAGCAAAUGUGUGGCAAAGAUUGCUCCUGUGUGGAAAAUGGAACUUGUUGUGAGAAGUACUGUGGGUGUUCAAAAAGCUGCAAAAACAAGUUUAGAGGCUGUCAUUGUGCAAAAAGUCAAUGCAGAAGCAGACAAUGCCCAUGUUUUGCUGCCAGUCGUGAAUGUGAUCCGGAUGUUUGCAGGAACUGCUGGGUGAGCUGUGGCGAUGGUUCACUAGGUGAGCCACCAGCAAGAGGCGAUGGUUAUCAGUGUGGAAACAUGAAGCUCCUUUUGAAACAACAGCAAAGGAUUUUGUUAGGAAGAUCUGAUGUUGCAGGUUGGGGUGCAUUCAUUAAGAACCCUGUACACAAAAACGAUUAUCUUGGAGAAUAUACUGGCGAAUUGAUCUCUCACAAGGAAGCAGACAAGCGUGGCAAAAUCUAUGACCGGGCAAACUCGUCAUUUCUGUUUGAUUUGAAUGACCAGUAUGUAUUGGAUGCUUAUCGCAAGGGGGACAAAUUAAAGUUCGCAAAUCACUCAUCUAACCCCAACUGCUACGCAAAGGUGAUGCUGGUGGCUGGCGACCAUCGGGUUGGUAUCUAUGCAAAGGAGCAUAUUGAAGCUAGCGAGGAACUCUUUUAUGAUUAUCGUUAUGGACCUGACCAGGCUCCAGCCUGGGCUAGGAGACCAGAAGGAUCAAAGAAGGACGAAACAUCUGUCUCUCACCAUCGAGCACACAAAGUUGCGCGAUAGUUGAAGAGUAGCUCCGGAUGAUACAAUCUGCUGCAUAUUAUAUGAUAAUAAAUACAUGAUUUAGUCCAAGUUCAUUAUACAAGGACCAUUUGUUGGUAGAUAAACAUAUUAUAUACUCCUUAGUAAAUAGACUCUCAGACAUCGAAUUUGCAAAUAAAUGAAAAUAAACAUUUGUGGACUUCA